CAAAACUCUUAAAAAGUUUCCUCAAAAAGAAAAAAAAAAAGGCUUAAAAAUUCGGUUGCAGUUGAAAUGGAGGCAUAAUAUUAUUAAUAGUCCUUCGAACGCCCUUUUCGGCUUUUCGUGCGUAGAGGACAAAGUGGCGUAAGGUUUCCUUUAUUUCACAGGCCAGAAAUAUAGUGCUUAUCCAAAGUUGAUAGAGAAAAGAUCUCAAUUUUAAUGAGAUUAUGCAGCUCUAUCAUCAUCCAUACUCUUUGAACAGCCAAAGAGUGAGGCUUGCUUUGGAAGAGAAAGGAAUUGAUUACACAUCUUUCCAUGUCAAUCCCAUAACAGGCAAGAACAUGGACGCCACGUUUUUCAGGAUGAAUCCAAGUGCCAAACUCCCUGUUUUUCAAAAUGGAGGUCACAUCAUCUUCAACACCAUUGAGAUAAUCCAGUAUGUCGAGAGGAUUGCGGUUGUCUCUUCAGGUGGUGACAACAUCACCUGUAGUAGCAGAGAAGUGAUUGAAUGGAUGCAGAAGAUAAAAGAAUGGAACCCGAAGUUUCUCACCCUUGCCCACAUUCCAGACAAGUACCGAGACUAUGUUUCCAAGUUCAUAAGGCGCGUAAUCAUCGCUCGAAUGGCUGAGUUUCCUGAUCUUGCAUCUGCUUACCAUAACAAGCUAAAAGAGGCAUAUGAGACAGAAGAGAAGUUGAAGAACCCGGAUGUUUUGGAGCGGGAUAAGGAGCGUCUAACCAGGCUUCUCGAUGAGGUGGAAACGCAGCUCAAUGAAACAGCUUAUUUAGUAGGUGAAGAGUUCACCAUGGCUGAUGUGAUGCUCAUUCCAGUGCUUUCCCGCUUGGUGCUCUUGAAUUUGGAAGAGGAGUAUAUAAGCACCAGACCAAAUAUUUCCGAGUACUGGAUUUUGGUUCUGCAGAGGCCUAGUUACGAGAAGGUUAUUGGGAAGCAUUUCAAUGGAUGGAGGAAGUACAAAACGUUGAUCAAAACUUGGUGCUUUGUUCGUGUGAGAACUGUGCUGAGAAGAUUUUGAUAAAGCAUUCAUGUAUGGAUAUUUAUUGAUUGAAGUUUGAAUAAGGGAAAAAAAAGAGGUGUAAGCAUGGUGUAUAUGGGGGUUGAACACAAACAAAGGUAAAGAAAGAAUUUGAGUGUAAGCAUUGGUUUCUUUUUCUA
Messenger RNA from Morus notabilis, 1165 nucleotides. RefSeq names its product glutathione S-transferase TCHQD. The record is from RefSeq and is a predicted model, not a curated record. NCBI's taxonomy places the organism in Eukaryota, Viridiplantae, Streptophyta, Magnoliopsida, Rosales, Moraceae. Bases 222 to 1025 code for a protein of 267 amino acids. The transcript has 3 exons. Gene Ontology annotation, molecular function: glutathione transferase activity.